Molecule: messenger RNA, 3492 nt
Organism: Chelonus insularis
Lineage: Eukaryota; Metazoa; Arthropoda; Insecta; Hymenoptera; Braconidae
Gene: unk
Product: RING finger protein unk
Exons: 12
Coding region: 804-3203 (799 amino acids)
Molecular function (GO): metal ion binding
Source: RefSeq, a predicted model, not a curated record
GUUUUGCAUAAUAAUAAUUAAUUGAUGAUUGAAUUUGAAAAAAAAGAAUAAUAAUAAUUAAAUACAAAUAACUAUUUUCAACUGAAAAUAUAUGAAAUAAAAAAGUGUCAUGGAGAAGCUAUAAAAAACUUGCGAAAAAAAAUAAAGUGGUGCUUAAGGGAAAAGAUAAUCAAUAGUAGAAGAACCCUAUGUAGUAAUAGAUAUUCUUCGAAGGGUUUUAUCGGUUCCACAGGCAUAGGACUUGUUUACUUCGGGGUAGAUGACAACAUGGGUGACCUUGAAAACAUUAGAGGUCACGUGAUAUAUAGUAGAAGCGGGUGAUUGGUUAAAAAAGGCGUGCGUCCGCGGAUAACUACAUCUUGUGCGCAUUAGACUGCAAUCAGCGCCCUCUUUCAUAAAAAAAAUUGUGUGUCGCGUAUGUAUGUGAAUAAACGCGCUUGCGCUGUCGCGGUUCUUUUGUGUGUAUGUCUCAUGUGUUAACGUAAACUAACACGAGGCAUUUCUAUUUCCAUUUCGUUUGGUUGUUCAUUUCCUCCUUUCAGUCGUCUCAUUUGCGUCGAGCCUCGCGUCAGUAUCACUUGUUUAAUAGUAUUAGGGUGCAAUAAAUGAGUUAGUCCAAAGAAUUAAGUGACGAAGAUAGAAUAAAGAAGAUCUCGAGUAGGAUAAAGAGAAAGAAGAGUCGAAUAUUAGUUUCAUUUCUAUAUGUGGGUGUCCCAGCAGCAGCGCGCGCGCGAAUUGUGUUGUGUUACGGCGGUGGCAGUGGCCGCGACGCCGCUCUAUGUUGUUGUCGCUCGACCCUCAAGAUGAAGUCCGACUCAAAAUCUUUGUUGACAGCUCAAGCAGAAAAAGCGAAUCAUUACACAUACUUAAAGGAAUUUCGUGUGGAACAAUGUCCACUGUUUAUACAGCGAAAGUGCACACAGCAUCGGCCAUUCACGUGCUUCAACUGGCACUUUAUGAACCAACGGAGACGCAGACCAGUGAGAAAACGAGACCGCACCUUUAACUACAGCGCGGACAAUUAUUGUACCAAAUACGAUGAAACUACCGGCAUAUGCCCUGAUGGAGACGAAUGUCCAUUCCUUCACCGAACAGCUGGGGAUACAGAAAGACGUUAUCAUCUUCGAUAUUAUAAGACAUGUAUGUGUGUUCAUGAUACAGAUACAAGAGGAUUUUGUGUAAAAAAUGGACCACAUUGUGCUUUUGCACAUGGCAAUCAUGACCUUCGUCCUCCUGUGUAUGAUAUAAAAGAAAUUCAAGCAUUAGAAAAUCCAGAUUCAGAUCCAAAUUCUUCGACAAAUGGGCCAAAUAUUUUGGACAAAGAGAGAAAUUUGAUGAAUGAAGAUCCUAAGUGGCAGGACACUAAUUAUGUUCUCAGUAAUUACAAAACUGAGCCAUGCAAGAGGCCACCUCGGCUUUGUAGACAAGGAUACGCCUGUCCUCAGUAUCAUAAUAGCAAAGAUAAAAGGAGAAGUCCGCGAAAAUAUAAAUAUCGAUCUACUCCGUGUCCAAAUGUAAAACAUGGAGAAGAAUGGGGCGAGCCAGGAAACUGUGAACAAGGAGAUGCCUGUAUGUAUUGCCAUACUCGAACUGAACAACAAUUUCAUCCUGAAAUUUACAAGUCAACCAAGUGCAACGAUGUUCAGCAAGCUGGAUACUGUCCCCGCGGCGUCUUCUGUGCCUUUGCACAUGUUGACCGUGAGUUUACUAUGAUCAAUCUUGUGCCAACAGAAGAAAUGAGUUUGCCCGUGCCAUUUGAUUGUGGUACAAAUUUGGCGGAUAUUCUAAGCAAUGCAUUGCCACCUGAUAAGCGGUCCCAUGAUAAAGACAAACAACUCAGCGAUAGUAGUUUUCUGGGAUUCCAGAAUGGAAGCGGCGAAGUCUCGGAAUCAGCGAGUACGAGUAGUCUUGGCAGUAAUCAUUCUCAUAGUAAAGCACCGGGCGCACAGCUUCAUAACUCCAGUACAAAUUCAAUAGGAAAUGCUGUAAAUCAACCGAAACUUUCAACAAAUAUACUUUUUAAUCCUAAUUCACUUAUACAAAUAAAUGAAAUUCGAAAACAAAUCAUGGCAAUAGAUAGUGAUCCUUUGUUAACAAAAUCAGAGAAAAUUCAACGUAAACAAAAUCUACUUUUACCUUACAAUUUAAAUGGUACUUUGAGUAGUCACUCAUUGACCACAGUAUCUCCUCUUUCAAGUAGUUCUUUUUAUCCUAAUGAUACCGUUGAAUCGGUAGUAGGUAAUGCAUUGGAUGAACUGCAUUUAGAUGAUCCUUUAAAUUUAGUUGAUUCAAUACACAGGGAUACUAGUUCACCAAUAAGUAAUUCAAUAUCAGCGGGUUUGGCAAGUUCAGGAUUACUUGGAAGUUCCGCUCCAGUAAAUAUUCCAGGAAUGGCUGAACGUUCUGUUCUCUCAAAUUUCUCACCAUCUACUUCCAGUCCAUUGCAACAUUUACAAUCCGCUGGAUUUUUGACAGGGUCCAGAUUUCCUCAGGAUUCAAUUGAAUCUACAAUGCCAUUUUUGAGUCAUUCAGUAUCAGAUCCAUUUAGCAAUCAUAUUUCACAAUUAAGCAGUUCUGCAUCAAAAUUGAGUGGUUUCAACAGCAGCUUAUUCGAUUUUGCCAGUCAAGGAUUAUCGCCAUCACGUACACAACCAUUAGCAGCAUCUCCACUUGUAAAUGCAUUUUCAUUAAGCCCUAGUAAUUCAGGAUCACUUUCAGAGAUGCAAGUUCAAAGGCUACGGGAAGAAUUAACAUCAAGUAGAGCUCAACUCGCAACUUGGGAUGAGAGGAUAAAUCAAGCACGUGCUGCUUGUGCAGCUUGGCAUGCAGAGAGUGAAGAAGCUAAAAGAAAAGCCACAAUUGCUGAACAACAAAGAGAUGAGGCUUUAAUGCAGGUAAAAGCACUACGGGUAGAAAAUGAACAAUCUAAUGGCGGUCCUCAUCUACAUGCAUUGAAAAGAACAAGUGAAUUGAGGAAUUUAUCUAUAACAGCAUUAAAAACAAUUCAAUCACAAUUACGUCAAGAUCUUGAAGAAGUAGAGAAGGUGUUAUACAGAGAAACAGCUAACAAAUGCAUGGUCUGCGAGGAACAAAAUCGUGCAGUGACAUUAGCACCUUGUAAUCACUACGUAGUUUGUGCAACCUGUGCACCAAAUCAACGUGAGUGCCCGUACUGUCAGACUCCCGUUGUCUCCACCAGUUAAAUCAAUCAUAUUUAAUAUAUUCUAUAAUGCAAGCUGUUAUAUAAACUGUUACUAAUAGUGACAGUGACAAGUUUAACACUUUUAGUUGCCAAAACAGUUUAUAAUAAAUAUUAAAGUGAGCAACAUAGAAAGAAAUCAGAAACAAAAAUAGUUUACUGUGGUAAUAAUUGAAUAAAAUGAAGAAAAGCUGCUGCCAUCACUACAAAUCGUAAGUUAAGAAAAUAAAUAAUUAUGACAGAAUUAAAAACAAAUGAUGAAAAACUAUUAACGAAAAUUUGAACAAAAAAAA